This is a messenger RNA of Aphidius gifuensis, 5173 nucleotides long. It is a transcript of the gene Haspin, whose product is annotated as MATH and LRR domain-containing protein PFE0570w. Gene Ontology annotation, cellular component: cytoplasm; nucleus. NCBI's taxonomy places the organism in Eukaryota, Metazoa, Arthropoda, Insecta, Hymenoptera, Braconidae. The record is from RefSeq and is a predicted model, not a curated record. Gene Ontology annotation, molecular function: ATP binding; histone H3T3 kinase activity. The transcript is spliced from 3 exons. The coding region runs from base 1 to 4851 and encodes 1616 amino acids. Gene Ontology annotation, biological process: intracellular signal transduction; protein phosphorylation; mitotic cell cycle.
AUGCCCGGUCGUCCAUUAAGAACGUAUCAGCGAAAACAAAAAAAUUCACAGCCAGUGAUAACCUCGACAAUAGUGAAAGCACCAAUUCCCAUUGAUCCAUACACAAGCAGUGAAAAUGAUGAUGAUGGUAAUGAUGAUGAUGAUGAUGAUGAUUUACAAAAUGACAUUGCAAAAAACACUGUCAAUCCAUUUGAGACAACAUUUGACAGAAUUGCCAAAGACGUGAAAACAUUACGUAAAAAAGAAACGAAACAAACUUCAAAAAAAAAUAUCAAUAAAAAAAUAAAAAAAAGCACUCAUGAAGAUAAAAAAAUUAAAAAAUGUAAUAUUGAAUUGAUAAGAUUAGAAAAUGAAUCAAGUUUUAUUAGCAAUAAAUCAAUUGAAUCAUCAGCAGCAAUAAAUUCAAGUACAAAAAAUCCAAGUGUAAAGAUUAAUAGUAUUAAAAAGAAAAUUAAUUCACCACAAAAACGUGAAUCAAAUAUUUCUAAAAUGAGCAAUAAAAAUAAAGCUGUUACUUUGAAAGAAAUUAAUAAAAAAAAUACUAAUGAAACAAGUGUUCUUGGUGAUGCAACAAAUAAUGUUUUUCCAUUAUUAAAAAAUUGUUUUGUCAAUGUUGUACGAUUAGACACUCAAAAAAAUUUACAUGAUAAUUCUUCUUUGAAAAAUGAAGAAAAUAUUGAUGAUUCAAAUAAAUACCUAUUACCUCAUGAUUUGACAUUGAGUAAAGUCAAUACCAAUAGUAGAAUUAAAUUAAUUAAACCAAAAAAAUGUCAUGUUAGUUUAGUAAGAAUUGACACAACAUUAAAAGCUGUAAAUAAAGAAAUUGAUAUUGAUGAUAAUCAUUUAAAUGUUGAUGAUAAUAUGACAACAAAUGAUCAGACAUUUUUAAGUAGUACUCCUCUACAUAAUCGAAUGAAAAAACGACAAACAAGACCAAAAUUAUCACCUAUUAAUACUAAUACAAAUGGCAAUAAUAAAUUGGAUAAUUUAAAAAAUGAAAAACAAGCUCAAUCAUCAUUUCCAUUGGUAAUAAAAGAAAGAAAAAAAUUAAAAGCAAAUAAAGGUAAAAAAACAACACUCAGAGAUUUAAUAAGUUAUGAUAAUAAUGAUGUUGAUGAAGAUGUUAGUACGAUUAAUUUAGCAUUAAAAUUAGCUAGAAAAUCAUAUGAUUUAUCAGAAUUAAAAGAAACUUCUUUAUAUCAAAAAAGUCCUGUUAAAGAAAUUAUAAAUCGUGAUAAUAAUAUUAAUUUAGCUAAGAGAAUUAUAACAACACCAUUGAGUGUAUCAAUUGAUGAUGCAAGAUCACCUUUAUUAUUUGAUGAUUCAUCUUACGGUGAUAAUAAUGACCAAGAGCCUGGUUCAGUUUUGGAAUCAUCAGACUCAAUGGAAUCAUUGAGAUUACCUUCGAGUCCUGAUACAAAAAUAAUUAGCAGAAAUGAACAAGAAAUAAAAGAUACAAGUGAUGUAACAAAAAGUCAAGAAAUAAUACAGCAAGAUGAAAGUAAAUAUGAACAAAAUGAAGAUGAAGAGAUUGAAAAUACAACUGGGACACAAAAUGUUGAUGAUGAUAGUGAAAAAGAAGAACAAGAAAAAACAGAAUCAAUGCACGAAAUUGAAGACAUUGAAACAGAUAUGAUUGAAGAGUUAGAAAAAGGUUUUGAUGUCACAAAAAAAGUAGCACAAUCAAAUGAAACUAUUGAUGAUAAAGAAUAUGAAGAAAGUGUAACUGAAUUGAUUCAAAGUGAUGUGGAAAGUGAUAAAGAACGAGUCACUGAUGUGUUUAUCAAUGAAGAAAAAAAUGAUGAAAAACAAUAUCAAAUUAAUGAAGAGAGUAAUAAUGAUAAUGAUGAAUCAUUAGGCUUAGAAAAUACCGAAAAUUUAUCAUACAAUAAUGAAAUUACUGUUGACAAUACUCAUGAUUAUUCAUCAGAAAUAAAUAACACUGAUAAUUUAUCAGCAGUGCCAUUGGAAAGUUCUCAAAAACAAUAUCAAAUUAACGAAGAGAGUGAUAAUGAUGAAGAUGAUGAAUCAUUAGGCUUAGAAAAUACCGAAAAUUCAUCAUACAAUAAUGAAAAUACUGUUGCCAAUACUCAUGAUUAUUCAUCAGAAAUAAAUAACACUGAUAAUUUAUCAGCAGUGCCAUUAGAAAGUUCUCAAGAUUAUCCAAAUGAAAGUGAUGAUGUAUUAUCAUCAAUGAAAAAUAUCACGAACCAAUCAUCAGCAUUAAUUAACAGUGCUGGUUCAUUAGCGUUGAAUAAUACUCACCCCUUGUCUCUAACUGAUCAUGAAUAUUUUUCAACAACAAAUAAUACACAAGAUUUAUUAUCAACAAACAACAGCAGUGAUUCAAUACAAUCAGAUAGCUCUCAAGAUUUGCCAAUUGAGUAUGACGAAACAUCAUCAACAUCAACAGUAAUGAAUCUUAGAAAUUCAUACUCAAGAAUGAAUGAUUUUGAUGAUUUAUUAAAACAAUCACCUGUUAAAACAACUGACCAAUCACAUGAUGAAACAUUUGAUAAAUCAUUUGAUGAAAAUAUCAAUGACACAACAGCAAAUGAAUCAUACAAUAAUAUAAUAAAUCUAGAUAAUGAUGAAGAUGAUAAUAAUGUCAGUAGGUUAAAGAAAAAUACAUCAAAAAAAUUAUUAAUUAAAAAAUAUAAUUCAUUUGAGGAAGAUGAUAUAAUUGUAAGUGAAGUUAAAAAUAAAAAAUUCAUAAAAAUAAGAAAUUAUUCAAAUGAAGAAAUAAUGGAAUUAAGUAAAAAUAAAUCAAAAUUUAAUGAUGAAUCAAAUCAUGAUAAUACAAUGAAAGAUAAAACUAAAAAAUCACCAACUAAAAGUCCAAUUAAUUCGUAUGCAUUUGACCUGGGUCUAAAUGCAAGCAAUGAAAAUAUAUACGAUGAAGUAUUUGAAGAAAAUAAUGAAAAUACUAGUGAAUUAAAUAAAACAAAAAAAUCAUCAAUAAAAAUAAAUGAUAAAUCAGCUGAGAAAGAAUUAAAAAAAAAUAAAAAAUCAAUAAAGUUUUCAGUAAAAAUAAAUGAUACUCCAAAUGAGGAAGAAAUAAAUAAAAAUAGAAAUAAAUCAUCAAUAAAAUUAGCUAAUGUAGAUGUUGAAAAUAAUGAAUUAAAUAAAAGUGUUGAUGUAAAAUCAUUGAAUAAAUUAAAUAACACAACAUCAGAAAAAUUACCAAUUGUGCUUUUAGAAAGGUUGAAUGAUUCAGUUAGAAUAUCAAACAGAAAAAGAGAUAAUCCACGAAAUAAAAAAUCUGUAUACUUUAAAAUGCCUGAAGAAGAUGAAGAUAAAAUUGACAAUGUAAAUGACAUAGUGUCUAUUGAAGAAGUUCAAGAAAUAGAUCAAGACAAUGAUGAUAAUGAUUGUAAAGUAUUGUAUUUAAAACCUGGUAAACAAUGGGCAAGAUCAUUAUCAAUAUUAAAUCAAAUAAAUAAUAAAAAACAGGAUAUUAACAAAAUGGGUUUUGGCAAAGGAAAAAAAUGGAGACAAAGUGUUGUUGAUGUUUAUAAUAUGCAGAAUGAACACAGAAUGAGUACAAUAAAAAAAUCAGCAGAUGAUAUAUUUACAAGUAGAAAAAUGAUUGAAUCAUUGAAUGAAGAUGAUGAGGAUGAUGAAGAAGAUGAUGUUGAUGAUGAUGAUGAUGAUAAUAAUACCAAGUGUCUCCCUGACUCAUCAAAUAAAUAUAAAAAAUUAUCAACUUUAAAUAAAAGAAAAACAUCUGUUAUUUUACAACCAAGAAGAACAACAAUUUAUAAUCCUCGUGUUACAAAUAUUGAUACAAAUACAAUUAUUCCAAAUUCACCAAGAAAAGCACGUGAAAUUGUAUUUAAACGUUGUCAACAAGAUGAUUUCAUACCAAUAUCAACAUGUUAUACAGAUAAUUAUAUUAAAAAUUGUCGUAAAAUUGGUGAAGGUGUUUAUGGUGAAGUAUUUAUUUAUAAUAAUAAAAAUGAUACAUCUGUUAUUAAAAUAAUACCAAUUGAAGGAAAUAAAUUAGUUAAUGGUGAACCACAAAAAAAAUAUAAUGAAAUAUUAUCAGAAAUAAUAAUUGCUGAAGAAUUACAUAAAUUAAGAUUUAAUGAUAAUUAUAAAACAAGUGGUUUUUGUGAAGUUAAAAGUAUUAAAUGUUUAAUUGGUAAAUAUCCAAAUAAAUUAAUUGAUUUAUGGAAUAAAUAUGAUGAAGAAAAAACAUCUGAAAAUGAUUGUCCAAGUAUGUUUACUGAUGAACAAUUAUAUAUAUCACUUGAACUUGGUAAUGGUGGACAAGAUUUAGAAGCUUUUAUAUUUCAAAAUGCAACUGAGGCAUUAUCUGUAUUUAUACAAAUUGCAUUGACUCUAGCAGUUGGUGAAAAAUCAUUAAAUUUUGAACAUCGUGAUAUGCACUGGGGUAAUAUAUUAAUUUCAAAAACAAAAGAAACAAUUAUGUAUUAUAAAUUUGAUGAUGAAGAGUUUCAAUAUUCAUGUCAAGGAAUUAAAGUAUCAAUUAUUGAUUUUACAUUAUCAAGAAUAACUCACAAAGGAUGCAGUAUGUACAAUGAUCUAUCACUUGAUCCAUCAUUAUUCACAGCUGUUGGUGAAUAUCAAUUUGAUGUUUACAGAUUAAUGAAAGCUAAACUUGAAAAUGAUUGGAAAAGAUAUGAACCAAGUACAAAUAUUCUUUGGCUACAUUAUACUCUUGAUAAAAUGUUAACAGCUGUUCGUUAUAAAAAAUCAACAACUAAAGUUCAUAAAAAAGCUAUUGAAAAAAUUCAACAAUUAAAAGAUCAAAUAUUAAAUUAUGAAAGUUCAUAUCAUUUUAUAACUGAAUAUAAUUUAAUGGGUCUAAAACGUUUUCAUGUUUAAUACUUAAUAUCUGUAAAUUAAAAUAUAUAAUCAAGUUAUUUUGCAAUUAUCUUAGCUGUAUUUUAGUGGUUUAAAAAAAAAAUAAAAAUCAAUUAAAUAACUCAUUACACAUUGCCACUUGAACAAGCUAAAAUAGUGCAAGUCUCAUUUUCAUCAAAAUAAGAUACAAAAGUACAAAAUAUAUAUUUUUUAUAAGAAAAAAAAAAAAUAAUAAUAAUAGUUUAUUAUUAAUUUAGUAUUUUUGUAAAUUAUUAAAAACUUUUUCUUUUUUUACUGAAAUGAUAUCAGUUUAAAUAAUAAAUAAACAUUUAUAGAAAUUAUA